AGUGCAGCCUCAACACAAGCUAGCUAUACAUCUUAUAGGCUUCAUUCACGCUCAACGGUCUCACUGUAUACACGUCACAGCGCGCUGACAGCUUUGCUCGGCUCAAUUCCACACGUAAAGGCCUCUACAGCUGAGUGCUCUCUGAAGGCUCUCUCCCACCGGACGCCGCAUUGCCUGCACAGCUGUCUACAGGUGGCUGCUCUCUGAAAGCUCUCCCGCAGGACGCACGCAUGCGAAUGCCGAGCCACACACCAAGUCAAUCGAUGCGCGCAUUGCUCCUCGUCGCUGCCGCAACCGCGCUCCAAAACGCCAAAGACUACCACGGCGCGUCGUACGACGCGGCCCUCGUCGAGCCGCGGCCGUCCAAGGCCUGCGGCGGCGGGCUCGGCGUCUUCGCGGUCAGAGAGGUGCCGCCGGGCGCGCGCCUCGCGGAGAUCCCCGUCGCGGCCUGCUUGACGGCGGACGCGGCCCGGGCCGUCCUCGGCGGUGAAGAAGCAGAGAGCUACGCGGCGCAGCGCGAGCUCACGCGGGCGCUGCUCGCGUAUUUGAGAUUUGGUGGUACGAAUGAGACGUGCGCCGCCCAGAAGGCCUAUGUCGACUCGCUGCCCUGGGACGGCGUCGAAGACGUCAAACUAAAGGACGCGUGGCGGCCGACGAUAAUGAGAAUCGCGGACCGGGCCGGCGUCGCUGACGACGACGCAGCUAGAGCCGUCCAGCUGAGCCGGAGCCGCGGCCUGGAUCUGGGCACGAGCGCCGAGGAUGCGGAACGGUUGCACGCGAUGGUGCCGUUCCUCGACUUGUUCAACCACCCGUCGCUGGGCGCCCUCGAGGCGUCGGGCGCCCGGGAGCGCGUCGGCAAGGCGUCCGUCUUCGACUCCUGCGUGAAGUGGUACCUCUCAGACGACCGGACGCGAGUGCUGGUGGACGCGCCGUCGGCGUUCGCGACGCCCGCGUCGCAAGAGCUGUGGCUCUGGUACGGCUACGACGCCAAGGACCACGGGGCCUUCGUCGAGGCGUACGGCUUCGAGCCCUUCGACUAACGAUGUUUCUGUCCUGCUUAGAGCACCCCUUCUG
Molecule: messenger RNA, 1074 nt
Organism: Pelagomonas calceolata
Lineage: Eukaryota; Pelagophyceae; Pelagomonadales; Pelagomonadaceae
Source: the annotation of a GenBank genome assembly